Messenger RNA from Gracilinanus agilis (Agile Gracile Mouse Opossum), 1536 nucleotides. It is a transcript of the gene ZP4, whose product is annotated as zona pellucida glycoprotein 4. The record is from RefSeq and is a predicted model, not a curated record. NCBI's taxonomy places the organism in Eukaryota, Metazoa, Chordata, Mammalia, Didelphimorphia, Didelphidae. Gene Ontology annotation, molecular function: structural constituent of egg coat; acrosin binding. Gene Ontology annotation, cellular component: egg coat. Gene Ontology annotation, biological process: prevention of polyspermy; binding of sperm to zona pellucida.
AUGGCCCCUCAUUUAAUGUGGGAAGCCAUCAAAGCCCGCAACAUUUUGCACAGCACGUCACCAGCACUGACAUCCGCACAGCAGAUUUCGAAGAGUGAGGAGAAUAAAAAGGGAGACUGUGGUAGAGUACCAUUGCAGUGCUGUGUAUUUUUUUUUCUUAUCCUCUUACCUUUUGUUUGGGGAUAUCUGGGCAAGACCAUAGAUUGGGAUUGUCCUGGCACACUGUUAUAUGGAUGAAGGAGUUUUCAAUUUAUUCUCCCUCUUCUAAAACAGUAUGGAAAGAGCCCCAGACUAAUAGCUUGGGGUAAGAUUGGGAUGCUGCACACUCUCCAAAAUGAUUCAGUCUGAAGGACUUGGACAACCUACAGUUCACUUGAGUCCAUUCAGCUUGAAGCUUUCUAUUCUGGAUGCUAUGUUACAGAAUGAGAUACCUCUUACAUAAUGCUUUUUGGGGUCUCUGGUCUAGAUGCUGAUGGUAGUAAGACCAUUCACAAGGUGAAGGUGCUCAAGUGUUCAUUCACUCUUCCAGAUAAAAAUUUGCAGGAUCUAUGUUUUAUCCCUUCAUUUUCAAUGACUGCCCAAUGUCCAGAUGGCUAAUUAUCUGUUGCUAUUUCUCAGAACAUGACUCGGUCAUCAUUACUUUUGGAUUCAGUAUAUUUGCUCUCUAGACAAGGUGCUGAAUGUGAUCCCAUGAAGAAAACUAAUGUUUUUGUCCUUUUCCAGUUCCCAGUCUGUGCCUGUGACACCAUUGUACAGAUGAUUGGCAAGCAGACAAUAUAUGAAAAUGAGCUACUGGUAUCUAGGGAUAUGAGAAACUGGACCCAUGGGUCAAUUAGGGAUAGCAUCUUCAGGCUUUAUGUCAGCUGUGGUUACUGACUAAGAGGCAACAUACUGUCUGACUCGUUUACAGAAGAGCAGUAUAGGUCCUACUCUGCAACUACUGACUACCUACUGAAAAAGCUACUUUGAGAACCAAUUCAUGUGGAGGUUUAGAUCCUACAUAAAACAGACCCAGAUUUGGUUCUUCUUUUGCACCAUUGUUGGGACCCGAAUACCAAUCCUCUGUAUACAAUACAAUGGCCCAUCCUAGUGAAGGGAUGCCCCUAUGGAGGUGAUCACUACUAGACAAAGAUGAUACCCGUGCAAAAACCUUCAGCACUAUGAUUUCCUUCUUACUAUAAGCAUUUCAUCAUCCAUACCUUCACUUUUGUGGACUCACCUUCUAAGAAGGCACUCAUGGGACCUGUAUAUCUCCACUGCAGUGCCUCUGUCUGCCAGCACUUAGGUGCAAAUUCCUGUACAGGAACCUACCCUGUGGGAAGUAGAAAAAGGAAGAGCUCUGAGACUGAUCUUUGGAAUAAUACUUCAAUUGUUUCUAGCAAGAGACCUAGAUUUUUCCUUCAAGUCAUCGAGAGCUCCUCUCAAUCAGUGAAGAGAUCAGUCCCAAACAUAAAAGCACUCUGGUUUAUCACAUCUAGAAUAUGAAUUGUGGCAAUCUUGCUGGUAUCCUUCAUAGCAAAGAGGAUACUGAAAUAA